Molecule: messenger RNA, 462 nt
Organism: Diabrotica balteata
Lineage: Eukaryota; Metazoa; Arthropoda; Insecta; Coleoptera; Chrysomelidae
Source: the annotation of a GenBank genome assembly
AUGCUAAGAGACGAUGGUCUUCCUCAGUUGAUUAACUUAUAUCGCAAUCCAAUAGAUCCGACCCUACCGCAUGAAACUGUCUGGUUCCAGCAGGACGGUGCAGCACCCCAUUAUGCUUUAAUGUUUAUUUUUGGAUUGGGUCUUCCGAUUGAAGUUGACCGGCAUGCUAUAACAUUAGGAUCUGUAUUUAAAGCCUUUUAUCUAUUACCAACAAAUGCUUCAACUUAUACGCAGCCUGCUAUAGGGGUUGUAGCCAAACGAUCUACAUCAAGAUGGACCUUCUACGAAAUUUUAGAGAACGUGAUUGCCAGACCUUCGUCAACAACAGAUGAGUUACAUUAUCCAACAAAUAUGGAUUAUUUUUCCGCAGAAAAACUUGGAAAACGACAGGAAAAUUGCGAUUAUCAUUAUCCAGGUUGCAAAUUAAACUUUUUACAACAAUUCUCCCGAUUUUUGAAAUAA